UAACUUCAACAUCACUUCAUCAAUAUCCACCUUAAACACACAAGAAAAAGAAGCGCACACACAAAAAAAGAAAAGAAAAGAAGAAGAAAUCAAACUACACUAGUACUCAAUCAAUCUCAAUUUAUUAUUCCUUCAAGAUUCAACCAAUGGUGAAGACAGAGCAAAAGAGUUUAGCAGAGCCAAACAAGACAUUAAUGCCAUUAUCAUCAUCAAGCAGCAAUAAUAAUAACAACAACAUGAAGAUGAAGAAGAAUAAGUACAAAGGAGUAAGAAUGAGAAGCUGGGGAUCAUGGGUAUCAGAAAUAAGAGCACCAAAUCAGAAAACAAGAAUUUGGUUAGGUUCUUAUUCUACCCCUGAAGCUGCUGCUAGAGCUUAUGAUGCUGCACUUUUAUGCCUUAAAGGCCCCUCAGCUUCUCCUAAUCUCAACUUCCCUUUUGACUCAUCUUUCUAUCACCACAUUGAUCAUCACACUACACUAUCUCCUAAAGCCAUCCAAAGAGUGGCCGCGGCUGCCGCAGCCACAGCUGAAGGUGGUGGAAAUGAACAAAAUAUAGAGUUAGUACUCUCAUCAUCAAAUAAUGAUAGUACUAAUCCUAUUUUAUCAUCUCCAUCUCCGCCACCUUCUUCUUCUUCUACUUCUUCCGAGGAGGAGGUUUGUUUAUUACCAAAUUAUACUACUACAACAUUUGAUCAAGAGAUAUCAAUGCUUGAGCAAUGGUACAACUUUGAUUCACCAAAGUACAAUGACAUGCUACAUGGUACUAUUUUCUUUGAUCCACCUUCAAUGGAGGAUGUUUAUUAUGAAGAAUCAUCUGCAGAUAUCCCUUUAUGGAGUUUUUGCUGAUCAUCAACACAAAACAAGAUCUCAGUUGAAUUAUUAACCAUAUAUUUGUUAAUUAUUUUUUGAAAAAAAAAAAGAACAUUUUUUUUAAAGGUGAUGUCAAGUUAAUUUUUUCUUGAACAACAUCACUUACAUAGGCUAAUUUUUAUUUACAUUUAUUAUAUUAUUAUUAUUAGGUAAGAAGGGAAAAAAAAAAUAGGGACAAUACAGAGAGAGGAAUCAUAUUUUCUGGACUCUCCCAUGUGAGUUCCUAGAAAAUUCUUGUUAUAGAUAUAUUCUUUUAUAGAAGUGUGUCAUAUGCUGUAGCAUUUAUUGUUACUCAAACUGGAAUAAAAAAUUGGUGGGAAAAUAUUUAUUUUAUUUA
Solanum dulcamara is the source of this 1206-nucleotide messenger RNA. RefSeq names its product ethylene-responsive transcription factor ERF014. The record is from RefSeq and is a predicted model, not a curated record. The coding region runs from base 147 to 845 and encodes 232 amino acids. The transcript has a single exon. Lineage: Eukaryota; Viridiplantae; Streptophyta; Magnoliopsida; Solanales; Solanaceae. Gene Ontology annotation, biological process: regulation of DNA-templated transcription. Gene Ontology annotation, molecular function: DNA binding; DNA-binding transcription factor activity.